UGGUUAUAUUAGUUCUUCGUCAACCGUCAACGACCUACUUCCUUACCUCUGUCUCCUCCGCUUUCCAAGAGCUAGGUCUCUCCUUCUUGCUCCCUCGUUGAUUUGUAAACUUCAUCAUCAUCAUUUUUGUUCACAAUUUAAAUAGUUUCUUAGCAACAGAAACUAUGGGUGGUAGGCCUAGCUCGAACGUGAAGAGGCACAUUGUGAAAAAUGUCACUUUGCCUGUGGACACAGUGCCUGAGACGAUUGAGAAUGAGACAGUCAAGAGCAAGGUGCCAUCUGUCUCGGUGCCUUCAGCGGAGGGUGAGAUCUUGCAGUCUUCCAAUUUGAAGUGCUUUGGCUUCAAUGAACUCAAAACAGCCACCAGGAACUUCCGUCCUGAUAAUAUGGUUGGUGAAGGUAGUUUUGGUUCAGUCUUCAAGGGGUGGAUUGAUGAGAAUUCAUUAACAGAUGCCAAGCCUGGUACUGGCAUGGCUAUUGCUGUGAAAAGGCCUAACCAAGAAGGUCUCCAUGGUCAGAAGGAGUGGCUUGCAGAGGUUAACUCCAUUGGAAAGCUGCAUCACCCAAAUCUUGUGAGGUUGAUAGGUUACUGCUUACAGGAUAGCUGCCGGUUUCUGGUGUAUGAAUUUAUGCCUCGUGGCAGCUUGGAUAAUCAUCUAUUUAGAAGGUAUUUUCAGUCUCAACCGCUCCCAUGGAGCCUUCGCAUCAAGAUUGCCCUGGGUGAUGCUAAGGGUCUAGCAUUUCUUCAUAGUGAUGAGGCAAAAGUGAUAUAUGGAAACUUCAAAACUUCUAAGAUCCUUCUUGAUUCAAACUACAAUGCCAAACUCUCUGGUUAUGGUUUGGCCAAGGAAGGGCUUCAGGGUUAUAGUAUGCUUCAGUUAUCUGAUUGUUCGUGUUCAAAGAGCAAUAAAUUCUACCAUGAAGAAGAAGACUUGACACCCGAAGGUGAUGUAUACAGUUUUGGGGUUGUUCUGCUUGAAAUCUUAUCCGGCAGACGAGCUUUGGAUGCUAACAGGCCAUCAGGAGAGCAAGAUUUAGUUCAACAUGCCCAAUCUGCCAAAAAAUGCAAACUUCACCAACUUUUUGAUGCUCGGAUUGAAGGCCAGUACUCUUCUGAUGAAGCUCGCAAAGCACUUAACCUUGCAAUGAAAUGCCUAUCAACAGACUCUAAGUUUAGGCCAGAUUUGAAUGAGGUGGUAAAAUUAUUGGAGCAGCUUCAGUCUUCUAGUGAGAUGGAGGACUUGGCUGCUAGGGCAUCUCUCAAAUCUGUUCUGACCUUGCCAAAUUUUUUAUGCCAAUUCAGGCAAUGUAUGGUCCCAAUCGUCGCCAGAAAAAAUGUCAAUCGGAUCAGCUGUGCAACACCUACUUAGGCCAUCCGUUUGCCGCAGUAUUUGACAGGUUUCAUAGAUACAUAUUCUGCUGCAGAACACAGAAUUUCAUUAUUUGACUUUUGUAAUUAAUACAUUUUCAAUUAAUUA
This is a messenger RNA of Prunus avium (sweet cherry), 1478 nucleotides long. RefSeq names its product receptor-like cytoplasmic kinase 176. Gene Ontology annotation, biological process: protein phosphorylation. Gene Ontology annotation, molecular function: ATP binding; protein kinase activity. The record is from RefSeq and is a predicted model, not a curated record. NCBI's taxonomy places the organism in Eukaryota, Viridiplantae, Streptophyta, Magnoliopsida, Rosales, Rosaceae.